ACAACAUUCAGCGUUUGCAAGAUCUAGAGCUGCAUGUGUUUGAAGUGCAUCUGUAUAUCACAUCUGAAGCACCGAUUGUGACUGGUUGUAUUACACAGAGGUGCAUGAAUCUGACAGAUUUAGCAGUUACACUUCAUUUAUGAAGCCACAAUGAACUUUGAACCAGACAACAUCCCUGACCCAAACCUGUUCUAUACAUCAGACAAAGAGAAGACAUUUCAAUAUGACGAAUCUUUGCCAUCACUUCCUGUGCCAGAUUUACAGAAAACUCUCAGUAGAUACCUGGACUCGAUAAGACCACAUGUGACCCCCGAUGAAUACCGUCAGACUGAGUUCUUAGUCCAACAAUUUGGGUCUGGGGUAGGAAAGGAACUCCAUGAGAAACUGAAGAAAAAGGCACAAAACAUGAGGAACUGGCUGGAGGUAUGGUGGGAGGAUUUUGCAUAUUUGGAAGGGCGAUACCCAGAGGCACCAUUUGUAAACUUUGGAGGUCCUGGGCCCUACUUACACCAUUAUAUGCCUCCACAGGAAGGAACACAAGUAGAGCGUGGAUCUCUCAUAACCCACUAUGCUUUACAGUACUGGAAACUUAUCAGACAGGAGCGUUUGAAACCUGACAGGGAUCGAAAGGGUGCACACCUAUCUAUGAGUCAGUUCCAUCGUGCAUUUAACACAUGUAAAAUACCAGGUGUCAAGAAAGACAAACUCCUCUACUACUUCAAAACAGUGUCUGAAGGUGAUACUCCAAUCCACAUGGUGGUGUUUUGUCGUGGACGCAUCUUCACUUUGGAUUGUAUUGAUGAGCAUGGUGAGCCCCUCACAGCACCAGAACUUAAAGUCCAGUUUCAGAGGAUCAGAGACCAGUGUGAUAGUGAACCUGAAGGACCUGGGAUAGGUCAGCUUACAGCAGAUGAGCGAACAACGUGGGCACAGAUGAGGAGUCGUUUACUGGCUCUUCAUCCUGACAACCAUAAAAAUUUGGAGCUGAUCCAGAGUAGCUUGAUGGCUGUAGCCCUAGACGAGGACAGUCCUACAGAUGAAUCCAAUGUGUUUGAGAUGGCCCUGGCUGGAGACCCUCAGAAUCGCUGGUUUGACAAAUCUUCCAUCCUCAUUUACCAUAAGAAUGGGCUGACAUCAUCAAACUGUGAUCAUGCGCCAAUGGAUGCCAUGAUAGUUGUCUCCAGUACAUUCUUUAUUGACCUCAACAUCAUGCGCUGUAAAGGGAAGUGGCAGGGCUCCACAGAAAUUCGAGAUCUUGCCAAGCCAGAGGAAUUAGUGUUUCACAUUGAUGAUGUCAUCCGGGCUGGUAUAACCAAGGCAAGACAAAUGUACCUUGCCUAUGGGUCCAAUUUACGCUGCUGCACAAAACACUUCUUGGGGUAUGGUAGAAAGUAUCUCCGAUCUAAGAACCUUCAUCCAGACACACAUGUCCAACUCGCCAUGCAGUAUGCCUACUACAAGAUGCAUAAGAAGCCAGCACCUACAUAUGAGACGGCUACUACUCGUAAAUUCUACAGAUCUCGCACAGAGACGCUGCGAUCAUGUACAGUUGAACUUGUUGAUUGGUGUAAGGCAAUGGUGGACCCAAGUACAUCAACUGAGAAAAAGAUCAGACUGUACAUGAGGGCAGCAAACAAACACAAUAAGCUGAUGUCAGAGGCAACGCAACUACAAGGUUGUGAUCGCCACUUGUUAGGCCUGAUGUUGAUCGCUCGGGAGGAGGGACUUCCUACUCCUCUGUUGUAUGAAGACUCUUCCUAUAAAAAGAGUGGCGGAGGAGGUAACUUUGUCCUGUCGACUAGUUUUGUCGGCUACACGACCUGCUAUGGAGCUGUGGCUCCAAUGGUACAGGAUGGAUAUGGAACCUUUUACAGAGUGGAGGCAGAAAAGAUUGUUCCAGUGGUAACAUCAUGGCGGGUCAGUGAGGAGACAGAUGCUGAUAAAUUUGCCAGUGGAAUGAUGGAUGCAUUGGAAGAGCUGGGCAACCUGCUGGAUACAAUGACAUCAAAUACUGCAAAGCUAUAAUGGUGUCCUCAAUAAACAAUGAUAACCAUUUAGAUUGGUCAGACAGGAGAAGGUGUUUACAUAGAUCAAGUAUUAAGUAAAGUUUACAGGAACUGCUGAAGUAGCCACUUAAAAUUGUGAAGUUUGUAUUGAAUUCUACAAGUCAAGGCAAAAAUAGGGCGUAUUGUGUCUCUUCCUUAGAGACUGGAAUUAUUAGAAAAUGGCCGAAAUUUUAUACCAGGAGUCUGUGAUAUUGAAUUAGGAAAGUAAAUAUAAAAAGGGAAAGAUUCUGGUUUGACAGAAAAUUGAUUUUUAUGUUUGAAGUUUUAUUUUAUAUCACUUAAUAUUUACACGGAAUUUACCCAAUAUUAUACAUAUAAUUAUAUGUAGCUGUCAUCUUUUUGAUGAACA
Ylistrum balloti is the source of this 2415-nucleotide messenger RNA. Its product is annotated as peroxisomal carnitine O-octanoyltransferase-like. NCBI's taxonomy places the organism in Eukaryota, Metazoa, Mollusca, Bivalvia, Pectinida, Pectinidae. The coding region runs from base 151 to 2025 and encodes 624 amino acids. Gene Ontology annotation, cellular component: peroxisome. Gene Ontology annotation, molecular function: carnitine O-octanoyltransferase activity. The transcript has 17 exons. The record is from RefSeq and is a predicted model, not a curated record.